AUGCCUCCUCAGUCCAACCUACCAGGAGCCAGUAUCUCAACGACUACUACUCCUAAUGGAGCUCUGCACAAGCAACCUACUUCUGGAUUUACCGUCUCUAAGGGCGAUUGGGGUCAUAAAGCUGGACAAUUCGAUAUCAAGUAUCCAAAAGGUCCGACAGACGGAGGUGUGACUCAGGAGAUAUUCGGUACCAAAGUGCAAGUUCCUUGGAGAUCGUUGGAGGAAUUGGAUAGUGAAGUUACUACGAAAUUUGUUAAAGAACAAAAUAAAUUAUCCAUACCGAUACUCACGGAUCACCCUCUUCGUCAUAAAUUGGAGAAAGCGGUGGAAGGGAUAUACAACCAUGAACGAAUGGAUACCCCUCAACUCCAAGCUGAUGGUUACUAUUAUUGGAAUUUCAAUAAAGGUAAUUGGCCUAGAGAUAUUUUGGUCAGAUCGAAAGAUUUGAAGCAACAUUUCGGUAAAAGUCCUUUACAAGACGACGGAGAUGGGCCAGAGAUAUUUUUCGAUUUGAAUAAACAAGAUACGGAAAAUGUUUCGAUGUACGCUCAUAGUUUUAGUCCAAGUGGGAAACUGUGGGCUGUAGUAUUACAAAAUUCCGGGAGUGAUUGGCAAACUAUCAGGGUAUUUGAUACCACCACCAAGCAAUCGGUUGAUGUCGAUGUGGGAGGAUCUAAAUUUACGUUCGGAGUGACGUGGAUAGGCGAAGAGGGAUACAUCUACAAACGAAUUAUCGGUUAUAACGAUGAUGAACCUUCCCUGGCUGAUGGAGCAUAUGCGAUGUUCUAUCAUCGAGUUGGACAACCUCAAUUGACCGAUGUAGCCGUUCUACCAUUCACGGGGGAAUUCCACGAACAUUUCGUUGGUAAAGCAUUCACAGUAUCCUCCGAUCAUUCUACUUCACCUACCAAGAGGACUUUCCUCACAUUUGAUAUUUACCGAAACACCAACCCUGAGACUGAAUUGCUCAUUGUGGAGCUACCAGGUGGACCAAGGGAAGUAGAUGGUCAGAUCAUAGCUGAUUUGGUCAAGGACAAGAGGAAGUGGGUUACAAGAGGAUUUACAGGUGAAACCAGAUACAUUGGCUCUAUCGCAUCUGACAAACAUUUCUUCUACUCAACUGCCGACGGUCACCCCACCGGACGAAUCAUGACCUCCGAUACGGAUGACUGGGAUAGCACACCUGCCGACGGAACACUUCCCUUGAAAGAAUUCGUACCGGUCGAUGCGGAAGGACAUCAACUACACAACGCUCAAGUUAUCGGAAGUAAAUUACUCAUGUUAAUAUAUCUCAAACAUGCUUGUGCUUCCGUCAAUUUCUACAACGCUCUGACGGGUGUCAAACUUGGUUUUACCAAUGCUGUGGAGACUAAAGGGAAUAUCGAACUGGAUCCAAAAAUCGAAGUGCCCGUACCGGAAGAGGAAUUUGAGAUUGCCAAAGAUUCAAAUUCAAAAGUGAUCAUACCUGAACAUGGAUCAAUUAAACCGAUUUCAAGCCGAUACGAUUGGGACGAUUUUUACUUCUCGGUUGAUACUUGGGUUGCUCCCUCUUACGUCUUAAAUGGUAAAAUUGUCAAUGACGUCCAAGGUGAAUUAGAAGUUGAUAUCAGUAGUAUCAACACUGCUACGAAUCAAGAAGAUCAAGAGAACUUGAUAUGUACUCAAGUAUUCUAUGAUUCUCACGAUCAAACGAAAAUCCCAUUAUUCAUUUGUCAUCCUCAUGAUUUGGAUUUGAGCAAACCUCAUCCUACGCUCUUACAUGCCUAUGGAGGGUUCUGCGCACCGAUGAUACCUCACCAUGACGCUUUCUUCGCAUCUUUCAUGAGAAAUCUCAGAGGAAUCGUCGCAAUCGCUGGUAUUCGAGGGGGAGGUGAAUACGGCAAAAGAUGGCAUGACGCUGCUAAAGGAAUCAAAAAAUCCGUUGGAUGGGAUGAUUUCUCCUAUGCUGCCAGAUACCUUCAAGCCAAGGGUCUGACCACUCCCGAGUUGACUUCUAUAUACGGUACUUCGAAUGGUGGACUGUUGGUUACGGCUUGUUCCAACAGGUUUCCGGAACUGUUCAAUACGGUCUUUGCAGAUGUGGCAAUAACUGAUUUGAUCAGGUAUCAUAAAUUCACUUUGGAAAUUCAAUCGAAACAUCUACCUACGAAAGACAACAAUGUGAUUUUAGGCAGAUUGUACGAAAAUGCAGGACAUGAAUUAUCGGCUAAGAGUUUAGAGAAAAAGGUGGAAGAAGUCACGGAUAGAUUGAUAUUCACUUUGCUUACUAUGAAACCUUGA
This is a messenger RNA of Kwoniella mangroviensis CBS 8507, 2280 nucleotides long. RefSeq lists its product as uncharacterized. The coding region runs from base 1 to 2280 and encodes 759 amino acids. Gene Ontology annotation, cellular component: cytosol. Gene Ontology annotation, biological process: proteolysis. The record is from RefSeq and is a predicted model, not a curated record. The transcript has 8 exons. Lineage: Eukaryota; Fungi; Basidiomycota; Tremellomycetes; Tremellales; Cryptococcaceae. Gene Ontology annotation, molecular function: oligopeptidase activity; serine-type endopeptidase activity.